AUGCAGGCGUCUUUGGUGAAGUACAACACCCCGAUAUUGAUCAGCACCACGGGUGCUGCAAAAGGCAAGAAAGAUAAGGAGAAGAAAAAGGAUGCCCAACCUGCAAUGUCCCAGACGGAGGACAUCCUGAACUCGAUCUUGCCUCCCCGUGAGUGGACACAAGAAGAUCAGCUUUGGGUCCAGUAUGUUUCCAGCACGCCAGCCACCCGAGCAGAUGUGGUCAACCUGCAAGAAGACCUGGACAAAUGGCUUCAGCAGCGACAGGCACGGGAGACGGGCAUAUGUCCGAUCCGAGAGGAGCUGUACUCCCAGUGCUUUGACGAGCUGAUCCGGCAGGUCACAAUCAUUUGUGCAGAACGUGGCCUCCUCCUCUUGCGAGUACGAGACGAAAUCAGGAUGACGAUUUGCGCUUACCAGAGCCUCUACGAGUCUUCCAUCGCCUUUGGCAUGCGGAAGGCUUUGCAGGCUGAGCAGCGCAGGAAUCAACACAACAAAAAGAUGAAGGACCUCCAGGUUGCAAACAAGAAACUCCGGGAUGAAGUAGAGGAGUUGGAGAACAAGAUCACCCAGAUAGAGAAGCAUGAAGCAGAGCGACGGGAACAAGAGGAACGCAAGCACAAAGAGGAGGUUGAGAGCUUGAAGAAGCUCAAUGCGCAGCGAAAAGAGCAGCUGGAGGCCAUGCUUCAAGCUCCCAAGAAGUGA
Molecule: messenger RNA, 702 nt
Organism: Symbiodinium natans
Lineage: Eukaryota; Dinophyceae; Suessiales; Symbiodiniaceae
Source: the annotation of a GenBank genome assembly